Molecule: messenger RNA, 1605 nt
Organism: Ostertagia ostertagi
Lineage: Eukaryota; Metazoa; Nematoda; Chromadorea; Rhabditida; Trichostrongylidae
Source: the annotation of a GenBank genome assembly
AUGUCCCGUCAAAUGCUAGAAUCGGAGUUUCCCCUUCACAGACUCGUAUAUCUCGAUGAUGUAGAAGAACUGAAAAAGGUGUUAGAUGAAUCCGAGCCCGACCAAUUGGAGAAAUUGGAUUGUCGCGGGAGAACGCCGUUGAUGCUUGCUGUAACAAUGGGCCACAAACAGUGUGCAUUCGAACUUCUGAAACGAGGAGCAAAUGCAGACGCACAAAACAAAGGAAUGUGGUCAGUAAGUCACGAAGCGAUAUCGUUUGGUGAUCCCGAAUUGGUCAGGAAUGUUAUUAUGUAUCGUGAUUAUCAGAGAAGUGUUCGAGGUGCUCAAAGUAUGAAGAACUGCCUCAAGACAUUAGAGGGUUCUCCGGAUUUCUACUGUGAAAUGGGCUGGGAAUUCGCAAGUUGGGUACCAUUCAUCAGUCGAAUGUGUCCAUCUGAUACAUAUAAGGCAACCAAGCAAACUCUCCAUGACGAUGAGACAUUAGAGGAGUUUAAUCCGUCCGAUGAAGCUGUACAGAUGCGAAUGUCAUCGCCCAUUUCGACAACGUUCAUUGAUGUCGACAAGAUCGGUUUCGAACGAUCAUAUCGUGGCGGUUUACUCGGUUGGAUAAGUAGUACAGAGAAGACAGAGACUAUCGAUGAGUACGAGUGCAAGGUAUUCAAUGCGUCAAACGUGAACCUGGUCACAAAAACCCGCAAGGAGCAUUUGUCAGAAGAAGAUUCUGCACGUGCAAGACAGGAGGAGAAUCCAAAUCUGUUGACGAAUCUCUUGACCACAAUUGUAAGAUCAGAAACUAGUGAAGAGUCAACAACUGAAAAUCUACUGGAUACGGGACUUACGGUGUACGAGUACUUAGAUGAGGACUUCCCACUGGAUGGAGAUAUUGGUCGACCUAAGAAAGUUACGAAAAAGUCGAAUAAUUUCAAAGCGACGUUAUGGCUAGCUGAAGAUUACCCGCUUUCUUUCCAGGAACAAGUAAUGCCUAUAGUGGAUCUGAUGGCCGCAAAUAGUGCUCAUUUUGCUCGAUUGCAUAAUUUUAUACGGAUGCAACUUCCAGCCGGCUUUCCAGUUAGGAUCGAGAUCCCGCUGUUCCACGUCGUCAGUGCAAAGAUCACGUUUGGCCAAAUCAACGAGCCAGGGCCGUUUGUAACGCCUCUGGAGACAAUGUCCGGAUUCAAAGUGACAGCUGUCGCCAUAGAUGACGAUGUUUUCACCAUACCGCCUUCAUAUAGAACAGUUGACGAUCUCAAUGCAAGUUUAUGGUGGCCAGAAGACGAACAAGAUAUGUCGAGUUUGCAGGGUGGUGGAGCUUCCAUAUAUCAUCCGUCUAUGCAACAACAAGAAGAGAUGCUUCUGCAACUUGCUAUUCAAGAAAGCUUCCGUCGUGAUAGCUCCCAAAGUGGCGGCCAUGACGGUUCUCAAGGCGGUUAUGUCCCCAUAGGCCAAUUACUUCCACCGGAUGCCGUGCCGUUGUACGAUGAGGAAGCGGAAGAACAAAGGCAAAUCGCCAUAGCGAUCAAUGAAAGUCUGAGAAUGGCUGGGGAAUCUUUGCCACCCGAAGAAAUUCCACAGGAGGGAAUCAUGGAAUACCGCUUCCUCGCUUGA